Molecule: messenger RNA, 4572 nt
Organism: Nomascus leucogenys (northern white-cheeked gibbon)
Lineage: Eukaryota; Metazoa; Chordata; Mammalia; Primates; Hylobatidae
Source: RefSeq, a predicted model, not a curated record
CUGCUCCCGAGGGCCGUCAUCCACCUAGCGGCCGGCCGGCCGGCCUGGAGCUGCCCCGCCCACGGCCUAGGUUUCGUUUUCCCUCGGGGGCCCCGCCCGGCGCCCCGGGGAGCCGGAGGUGGCGGAGAUGAAUGGCGGGCGCGGCGGCCAGGAGCCGGACCCCUGGGGAGUCGGAGCUUGUCGAGGGAGGCGGCUGGCGCUGCCCGGAGCAUGGCGACCGCGUGGCUGAGCUCUUCUGUAGCCGCUGCCGCCGCUGCGUGUGCGCGCUUUGCCCGGUGCUGGGCGCGCACCGCGGCCACCCGGUGGGCCUGGCGCUGGACGCAGCGGUGCACGUGCAGAAACUCAGCCAAGAAUGUUUAAAGCAUCUGGCAAUCAAGAAGCAGCAGCACGCUGACAACAUAACCCAGAUAGAAGAUGCCACCGAGAAGCUCAAGGCUAAUGCAGAGUCAAGUAAAACCUGGCUGAAGGGGAAAUUCACUGAACUCAGAUUACUACUUGAUGAAGAGGAAGCGCUGGCCAAGAAAUUCAUUGAUAAAAACACGCAGCUUACCCUCCAGGUGUACAGGGAACAAGCUGACUCUUGCAGAGAGCAACUUGACGUCAUGAACGAUCUCUCCAGCAGGGUCUGGAGUAUCGGCCAGGAGCCCGAUCCUGUCCAGAGGCUUCAGGCAUACACGGCCACCGAGCAGGAGAUGCAGCGGCAGAUGAGCCUCGGGGAGCUGUGCCAUCCCGUGCCCCUCUCCUUUGAGCCCGUCAAGAGCUUCUUUAAGGGCCUCGUGGAAGCCGUGCAGAGUACAUUACAGACGCCAUUGGACAUUCGCCUUAAGGAAAGCAUGAACUGCCAGCUCUCGGAUCCUUCCAGCACCAAGCCAGGUACCUUGUUGAAAACCAGCCCCUCACCAGAGCGAUCGCUAUUCCUGAAAUACGCGCGCACGCCCACGCUGGAUCCUGACACGAUGCACGCGCGCCUGCGCCUGUCCGCCGACCGCCUGACGGUGCGCUGCGGCCUGCUGGGCAGCCUGGGGCCCGUGCCCGCGCUGCGGUUCGACGCGCUCUGGCAAGUGCUGGCUCGCGACUGCUUCGCCGCCGGCCGCCACUACUGGGAGGUUGACGUGCAGGAGGCGGGCGCCGGCUGGUGGGUGGGCGCGGCCUACGCCUCCCUUCGGCGCCGCGGGGCCUCGGCCGCCGCCCGCCUGGGCUGCAACCGCCAGUCCUGGUGCCUCAAGCGCUACGACCUCGAGUACUGGGCCUUCCACGACGGCCAGCGCAGCCGCCUGCGGCCCCGCGACGACCUCGACCGGCUCGGCGUCUUCCUGGACUACGAGGCCGGCGUCCUCGCCUUCUACGACGUGACGGGCGGCAUGAGCCACCUGCAUACCUUCCGCUCCACCUUCCAGGAGCCGCUGUACCUGGCCCUGCGGCUCUGGGAGGGGGCCAUCAGCAUCCCCCGGCUGCCCUAGGGGCCAGGAUCGGCGUGACAGCCUCCAGGUAGGCCGCAGCUGCCCAGUCUCGCCUAAUCUACCUAGCUCAGCGUGGCCGGUCCCCUUACUGCCUGCUUCUUAGGGCCCUCUCCCUGCCCCAGCUUUCCCCGACCAAUCACGCCUACCGUGCUUUGAAGGUUUCUUCUCCUAGGCUAGUUUCAAACAGGCCCUAAACAAGUCUGCUGCUGCCCUCUCAUCAGACCUCCGCACCCCCACCCCACCAUCAUUUACACUACUUUAAUCCAGUUCCUUCAAAGUCAUACCCCCACAGGUAAGCCCUCAGCAUCCUGAAUACAUCGUAAUCCGCAGCCUGGGAACCUUCUCCCUCGUACAGCACAGGAACCUGACACAUAGUAAGCACACAGUAAACGUUUGUGAAUGAAUGAGAGUUAUCCAGCCCGGACUCUCGAGUGUCUUGAGGUUCCGUGAAUCUACCGCUUCCUCCCCACCGAUUUCAGCUUGUCCACAUCACAGCUCCCUCCAGAAGCUGCAAGAGCGAGCGUCUUAGCAGUUCCUGGUCUGAACCCUUUCCCAGUCCUCAUCUUCCACCCUAAAACUAGAGUGAUCUUUCUAAAACUUCACUUAACCUCAGCUAUGAAAAGGCUUCCAGGAGUUUCCAUGAAAUAACAAAAAAAAUACAAGCGCCUCACCUUAGCAUUCAAGGCUUGUCUACUAUGCCCAAAAUUACUUAUCCUCACCUAGCUCCUACCACUCUUUUUAGAGACUCUCCAGUCAGAAAUGUGUCGCAUAGUUCCACCUCCACACCUCUCUGCUGCCAGCACAUUCAUGCAGAAAAAUCUUUUCACCUGUCUCAGUCUUCCCAGGCUUACCUGCACCAGGAAGUCUAACCAAGGAACAGGAAUCUCACUAUAAGAGCCACAAAUCUGGGACCUGUCUUUCCAACUAAAUUGGAGGCUUUGGAAGGGCAGCUUUGUCUUAUACUCUCUCCACCCUGAAAAGUUCAGAAAGCCCCUUCCCUCCCAAGCAGUGAAUUAAUAACCAGCAGGUGCCUAUCACUGAGUCACAGAAGAGCUGAACUGGGCGGGCCUCACAGGUCACUCAGCCAGAUCUCAUCUGGGGAGUCUGAGGUCCUGAAAGAAAGAGCUGUGUAAAGUUACCCCGCGGUGAUAUAGGGGGGCCAGACGUGUGCCCCAUCCACCCGCCCCCAGACAAGCAUCUGACCUGUCCCCUGGCCCAGCCCUUAGGCCCAGCUUUCAACCUGCUUACUCAUUUCUCAGGGGAUGUUGGGAAGGAAUCAGCAGGUGACAGUUGCUAAGCAACCAAAGGGGGUGGUGUUUCCCAACUGUCUUAGGACAAAAAGGGGAAGAGCACCCUUAGAUCCAGAUGUUGCCAAGGAAACCCAGAGCGCCCAGCUGUCUGGAAUGAAGUGACAGAAGUAGAGAACAGUAGGCCCUCACAGGGAGGCCAGCUCCUCUAGCAGGGAGGGGGAGGCCUCUUCCCAGGGCCUGUGUCUCCAUUCUGAAGGUCUGCGUCCUGUUUUGUCAAUUCCCUAGACGGUUUUGAAGUUAUAUUCUGUUAAAGCAUCUUCAUAGGUGCUUGGUGGGAGGCCAAGGUCGCCGAAUCCUCGUGAUUUAAACAGACUUUCAGUGCAUUAGUUUGAACCAUAUAAAACUGACAAUUUUCAAUAGUUUUUGAAUUAAAAAUGGCACUUUUGACAUGAGACAAUGUAGCAGAAUACCAGGCAGACAGAACCUUGCAAACGCCUUAACUUCUAACCAAAGACUUUAAAACUCUGGCUGGACAGAGUUUUAAAGCACUAUGCUGCAGGAUCGUGAGAAAAAGGGGAAAUUAAUUCUACCAGGAAUGGCCCAAACUGAAUUGUGACAGGCAGAGGGCAUUCCUGACAGAGGGAAGAUGAAUACACUUGACCCCAACAUUUUGUCCAUCCCUGAUGACCAAGACCUCUUCCCAGACCCACAGCUGCAGAGGCCAAGUAAUAACAGCUCUUACUAGUUUAUAAUGCACUGUUUUAAUGCUUUAUGACUAAACUCAUCUGAUCCUUUCAUCACCCCUAGGGGGUAGAAAGUUAUCCCAAUUCUACACAUGGCAAAAUGGAGACCCAGACUCACUUGCCCAAGGUCACACAGCUAGUGGUGGAGCUGGAGUCUGGGCCCAGGCUGUGAGUUCCAGGUCUGUGCUCAUGGCCACCAGGCCCUACUGCUCAGGGUGAAUGCAGCUGGUCUCUGGCCAGUGCCUGGAGCUCUGGCCCCUCUCGUGAAGCUACUGCCUAUGAUGCUUUCCUAGUGCCUGGUUAUUCUGCGAGACUUGAGUCUACCUUUGGACUGCCUUCCUUGGGGUCUGAGAUGAGGCCUUAUGGCCCAGAGGGAAACUUGAUUCAAAAGUUUGGGAUUCAUGUAGCAGAGACAGAGCUAGACUAUAAAAGUCACGAACUAGCUGUGUCAAGGCCCGUGAUAGCCAGAAAGCGGCAGUUUCAGUCCAUAAUCAAUUGUGUGACCAGGGCUAGUCACUUUUUACUUCUCAGUGCCAUCUAUAAAAUGGGGAUAAUAGCACUAACUACCAGUGCUGUGAGGCUCAAAUGAGCCAAAGGUUAUAAACUUGCCUUAAAACUAUAGUCCUAUACAAAAAUUAGCCGGGCGUGGUGGUGCGUGCCUGUAAUCCCAGCUACUCAGGAGGCUGAGGCGAGAAUUGCUUGAACCCAGGAGGCGGAGGUUGCAGUGAGCCGAGAUCACACCACUGCACUCCAGCCUGGGGGACAGAGCAAGACUCUGUCUCAAAAAAACAAAAACAAACACAUAUAUAGUGCUGUAUCAUGCCAGGAUUUAUCAGCAUUCCCAAGGGAGCUUGCAUGGUACUGACCGAGUGCUGAGACUACUGGUAUUCCCAGCUGCCACGUGGCAGCAGCAGGAGCUACUAGAAUAUUCUCAGCACAGGAAUGAGGCUUCUUUGGUUUCCAUGCCUGUAAGGGUUACUGAUCACUUACCUUAUUCUCCUUCAUACUUGAAUCUGUAGACAUUUCUUUAUUGAUAUGGCAAAUUGCUUGCAGAUAUUUUUAAAUGACAGCAAUUUUCUAAUAUUUGGUUUAAUAAAAUGUGAAUAAUGUCCCUUUUAA